Molecule: messenger RNA, 1190 nt
Organism: Eubalaena glacialis (North Atlantic right whale)
Lineage: Eukaryota; Metazoa; Chordata; Mammalia; Artiodactyla; Balaenidae
Gene: GPR171
Product: G protein-coupled receptor 171
Exons: 1
Coding region: 1-960 (319 amino acids)
Biological process (GO): G protein-coupled receptor signaling pathway
Cellular component (GO): membrane
Molecular function (GO): G protein-coupled purinergic nucleotide receptor activity
Source: RefSeq, a predicted model, not a curated record
AUGACCAACAGUUCUACCUUCUGCCCAGUUUACAGAGACCUGGAGCCAUUCACAUAUUUUUUUUAUUUAGUUUUCCUUGUUGGAAUUAUUGGAAGUUGUUUUGCAGCCUGGGCUUUCAUACAGAAAAACACAAAUCACAGGUGUGUAAGCAUAUACUUAAUUAAUUUGCUUACAGCCGAUUUCCUGCUUACUCUGGCAUUACCAGUGAAAAUCAUUGUCGACUUGGGCGUGGCACCCUGGAAGCUGAGGAUAUUCCACUGCCAAGUAACAGCCUGCCUCAUCUACAUUAAUAUGUACUUAUCAAUUAUCUUCCUAGCAUUUGUUAGCAUUGAUCGCUGUCUUCAGUUGACAUACAGCUGCAAGAUUUAUCGAAUACAAGAACCUGGAUUUGCCAAAAUGAUAUCGACUGUUGUAUGGUUAAUGGUCCUUCUUAUAAUGGUGCCAAACAUGAUCAUUCCCAUCAAAGACAUCAAGGAAAAGCCCAACGUGGGUUGUGUGGAAUUCAAAAAGGAGUUUGGAAGAAACUGGCAUUUGCUGACAAAUUUCAUAUGCAUAGCAAUAUUCUUAAAUUUCUCAGCCAUCAUCUUAAUAUCUAACUGCCUUGUAAUUCGACAACUCUACAGAAACAAAGAUAAUGAAAAUUAUCCAAAUGUGAAAAGAGCUCUCAUCACUAUACUUUUGGUGACUACAGGCUACAUCAUAUGUUUUGUUCCUUAUCACAUUGUCCGAAUCCCAUACACCCUCAGCCAGACAGAGGUCAUAUCUGACUGCUCCACCAGGAUUUCACUUUUCAAAGCCAAAGAGGCCACACUGCUGCUGGCUGUGUCCAACCUGUGUUUUGAUCCGAUCCUGUACUAUCAUCUCUCAAAAGCUUUCCGCUUAAAGGUCACGGAGACGUUUGCUUCACGUAAGGAGACCAAGGCUCAGAAAGAAAAAUCAAGUUGUGAAAACAAUGCAUAAAAUAUGGGAUUUUCUCAUGCUAUCUUUUCCUGCCUUACUGGACAAUUGAGUGUACAAAACUGCUGGGAAGGAGGGAAAAAAGAGCCUCCAUAAGUAAAAACACAGGCAGCUAGCCAAUGUGGCUUGGUUCACUGAGAAACCCUGUUUCUAAAUGCAAGCCAAGCAGUACUCUUGUGGUUGUUGAUGGUCCUUAACCCAAACGUUUGUACAAAAAACUAAAAAGUCUUGUU